Molecule: messenger RNA, 1723 nt
Organism: Drosophila subpulchrella
Lineage: Eukaryota; Metazoa; Arthropoda; Insecta; Diptera; Drosophilidae
Exons: 6
Coding region: 905-1699 (264 amino acids)
Biological process (GO): regulation of transcription by RNA polymerase II
Cellular component (GO): transcription regulator complex; nucleus
Source: RefSeq, a predicted model, not a curated record
GACUAGUGAAACUCUUAGCAGAUCUGAGUACUAGGCUUAUCGUUCAAAGUUAACAGAACAAAGUUUUCAGAUGAAAAGGAGCCAUUGUCGCGUACAUAUAUCAUUUUUUCGUGCCGUUUUUAUUAUAAAAGUGUCGGGUUACCAGUUUUCAUGUACAUUUUUAAAAGUUGUAUACGAUCGUGCUCGGACGAUAUUAGUGAACUUGUCUCGAUGUUUCUUCAUCAUCAAACUGCUCGUAAUUAUUGAUAUGCUGCUUCAGACAACGUACAUUUGCAGUUAAUCCUUACUGGCUGCUCUUCAGUAACGGUCCAAGGGAAAUUUUUGAGAUGGAUCCCAAAUGCCCUGAUGCAUUCGUUGCAGCAGUUUCUUGGCCAACUAUAAAACUUAAACUUUUCCAGCAAUACGUCAGGCUGCUGCCGAGAGGACUGAGAAAAAAUUAGAUCGAUGUUUUUAAAUCAUGCAAGCAAAUUUUCAGGCGAUACAACCAAUAUAUCCCUCCAAAGCCCAAUAAGUGUCCCUUUUAGAUUUCGGAGAAUUAACUGAAGAUAUUCCAUUUUAAGGAUCUCCAAAAUCCGAAGAAUAUCUGGUCAUCAGAGCCACUUUUUUAAAAUACAGCACCCCGUUGCCUUCUUCUGCACCAGCAGAGCGCUUUUGUCAAUAUGCAGCGGGCCGUGUUACUGCACCGAAAAUUCGCAUUGAAGUGGUCAGUUAUCUCGAAAUUGCGCUAUGGAUUUUCGUGAUUAAGCCUAGUACUCACAUCGACGAAAACCGCGAGCUAACCAUAGGAGUGGGCGAGAGGCAAACAGGCGGCUAAAGCUUUUCGUCGGGUCUGUUUUUCAGCGCGGUACUCAGAUAAGCUAAGGAAAUACCAGAAAAAAUACCAGAUUUUGCGAGUGACUUUUCGAUGAACGCCGUUAGCCGCGGCCCAAAGAAUAAGAAAUUUAAUCUUUGGCUGUGUUCGUGCAGAUGCGGGUGGAAACCAAAAUUCAAAAAUGGAAAUAAAACUCAAAAUCCACGCCAAAAACACCUUCAAGAGUUUAGUUCUAAGGAAAAAGCGCGCUUAAUCCAAGCUGUGGAGGAGCGCCCAGUGUUGUGGGACUUGGUCCACAAAGAGCAUUUCGAUGCUGUGUUUAUGAAGAGAACCUGGGAGGAGAUUGCGCUGGUCAUGGGCAAAGAUUAUAAUAGUUGCAAGCUGGCUUGGAAGUCCCUGCGGGACAGCCUUAAGUAUCACAACAAGGUCAGAAAGCAGAAGAGUGGAAGUGCUAGAGGAGAUCUACUGGAGAAGCCCAGUGGAAAGGAGUGUGCCGAGUGGGAAUUCGCUCCGUACAUGGACUUCUUGCCGGACGUGUCCUCGCAAAGAAGCAGAACCACCAGUAGUGUGAUCUCAGACGAGAUCUCCAUUGAAGACUGGACACUGGACUCCACGACAAUCAGCUACUCUGCAACUGAAGCGGAGCUGGAGGCCGCGAUACAGGAUGAGGUACCCGAGGAAUUAUAUACCUACGGAGGAGGAAAAAAGCCACCCCCAAAGAAGCGAAAGCUGGAUGGUGAUGGCUCUCCAGCCGUGGCCAUGUGUAACAUGCUGGGGGAAUUCCUGCAGCAUGAGGGGAACAACACCACUCUUUCAAGGCCCAUAUUGACCUAUUGGAAUGGGGAGCUGAACUCCAUGCGUCCGGAAGAUGCUGCCAGAAGAAGAUGACGCAGCUUCUGUGGGACGAGAAAG